Molecule: messenger RNA, 3492 nt
Organism: Petromyzon marinus (sea lamprey)
Lineage: Eukaryota; Metazoa; Chordata; Hyperoartia; Petromyzontiformes; Petromyzontidae
Source: RefSeq, a predicted model, not a curated record
CACCCCACGUGUCUCUCCCUCCUCUUCUCUCGCUGCCAUCUCUCACUCUCAGCACAAAAAAAAACAUUCCCCACAGCCGAGCUCAAGUCCACGGCGAGCGAAUCAGCGGCGUGGCAGUGCGUGCGCGCAAGUGGGUCCGUCGCACCGACACGCCGAGCGCCAUCCUCCCACCGUCUCUCCGCUCCACCUCGACAAGAACCGCGUGCGCCCCGAGCCUCCCCAAGAGCGUCGAAGCCAAGUCGGUGAACCGCGGACUUUGAACCGCCCGGGUUCGACCCCUCAACCUCCCGCUACCAGCCGCCUCGCCCCGCGCACCACGCCUGAUGCAGACCCCCUCCAGCCUUGCGUGAUUCACCAACCCCAAUCCCCCCCCCCCCCCCACCACCCGGCGAUCUCACGAUGUCCGCAAUCGAAGGCCUGCGGGCGAACCUGCAGCAGCUGACGGCCAAGCUCCAGGCCGACCUCAAGCCGGCGCUGGAGGCGGCGGCGCUGAAGCUGAGGACGGCCGCCGAGGAGGCGUCGGUGGCCGCGUCGCGCGCCUCCGAGACCCUCUCGUCGCAGCUCGACGCCUGGCGCGGCCGCGUCGAACUCAUGGUGCCCAACGCCGUGGACGCCCUCCACGACCUGGCCAGCAAGUACCCGGCCAUGCGGGCGCCCCUGGCACGGCUGGAGGAGAAGAUGCCCCACCUCAACGUCGUUCUGCCCGUCGCGGCGGCGCUGCUCGCCGCGGCGCUGGUGGCGCUCGCGUACGGAAGGUGGCGCGGCAAGAGGGCGGCGGUGGACAAGGCGACGUCGGGCCGGCCGGACGGGACGAAGAAGAAGGCCGUCGCCGAGGAGGUCGGCCUCCAGCACGCGCCCAGGCAGAGCGCGGCGUCUGCGGGGGCAGGCGGAGGUCACCAACACCUCCAGAUGGACGCGGCCACGCUGGACGCGCUGGCGGAGCGCCUCUACCGCGUGCUCAAGGUGGAGCCGUUCGUCGUGAAGGGCUCCAGGGAGGGCGACGAGAGGGCGCCGCCGGGCCGCGGGGGGGACGCGCCGCCCGCCGAGGGCGGCGGCCGGGCCGUGAGCCCCGGCGUCAAGAAGAAGGAGCGCAAGGAGAAGAAGUCCGGCCGCCACGUGGACCACAAGGCCACCGAGGUCGCCAACGCGGCAGGCAAUCACGAGCGAGCUGUGGAUGGGAGUGAUGGAGAGAUUACAGGCGAGCUGAAGAACAGCGUGCACGUGGCAGAGGCAGACGGAGAGCACACGGUGGCUGAGGACGGACACGGCAAGGACAGCCACGAAGAAUGAAUGUUAACUCCAAGUGAAAGAAUCUUCCCCAUCAGCAAAAACCCUGAUAAUUAGCAGACCCAUAGCUACCAAAUGGCUGGGAGGCUCAACCAGGGCCACGAGUUCUUGAACAGGCUUAGCUUUCUCUGUCAGCCACGCCCUCUUUUCCGUAACCACACCCACUCAACAACUAGCCUCCGCCCACUACCCAGUGAGCUCCACCCACUGCCCCGGUAGCUCCGUCCGCUGCUCAAGUAGUCCCGCCCACUGCUCAGGUAGCUCCGCCCACUGCUCGGGUAGCUCCUCCCACUACUCAAGUAGUCCCGCUCACUGCUCAGGUAGCUCCGCCCACUGUUCGGGAGCUCCUCCCAUUACUCAAGUAGUCCCGCCCACUGCUCAGGAAGCUCCGUCCACUCCUCAAGUAGUCCCGAACACUGCUCAGGUAGCUCCGCCCACUGCUCAGGUAUCUCCGCCCACUGCUCAGGUAUCUCCGCCCACUGCUCAGGUAGCUCCUCCCACUACUCAGGUAGCUCCGCCCACUACUCAGGUAGCUCCACAGACUACUCAGCUCCACCGUCUACCCAGGUAGCUCUGCCCGUAUCACGAGUCCCUGAUCAUGGUGGGUGCCAUGAUGAACCCACGGAGAACUGCCCUGACCAUACCAGAACAUUUGGUUGCGUUUAACCGGACCCCAAGCCACCUCCCUACACCGUGCACAUGGCAACACUCACUAGGGCGGGUGAGGGGUUGCAUCCUCACUGAGCCUGCUUGAAUCACAAUCACGGUACGGCGAGUUCAAGUCUUCGUCAGGGGGUCACCCAUCAAUAUCACCAUCCUCACCAUCACCGUCGCCUCUCCCACCAUCGUGGCGACUUGUGGAAAGUCAACAGAGGUGGUCCUCUGGAGAAACUGGCCCCUGUCAUGGGAAUGUGGAAUUUACGCCACUGGUUCAGGGUCGCCAAUAGAGAUGAGUGUUUGCCGCAAGCUCCUUUGAGCGCUUUGAUUUUUUUGGAUAUGUAACUUAAAAAAAAAGAAUUACCCCACAAAUCGUUCUAAUUACAGGGUAAUCCAGUCAUAGAUACCCCACCGAUUAAAAAUGGCCCUCUUGCCUCUCCUUUGCGAAAAGCGACGGGGGGGGGGGGGGGGAGAGCGUUAAAAUAAUUCGUCGGCAUGUUGAGAUUGGAGGGAAGCGCUUUGGCAAGGGCGCAGCCCUGCAAUUGCUUGCUCAUGCCACUGCCGAAAGGACCUCCACUGGAGGGAGCUCUGCAGGGAGUGCCUUUAGGAGGCGUUUUCGGCCUACUCUUCCACGCUUUGUUCAGACGCCUUGGAAGAGAGACACGCGGAAGACACGCGUAGAGGCUCCGAAAUAAAAUGUUGUCCUAUCGUGUAAUUUCUCAAUAUUUAUUUCAGUGGUGUAUCUAUAAACGGAUCACCCUGUAUUUUAGACCAAAUACUUUCCAGUCUGACUCUAAUGGCAGGGUGGGGGGGGGAUCAGGCCAUGAGGCGCGGAGUCUUACGUCAUCACGUCGGGGAACUGGCGUGAAAGACGACACCACAGACCCCCCCCCCCCCCGGCCCACGUCGACAGGAGUCUCCUUCAACAGGCCCUCUGUCGUCCGCACCCGAUGGCGCUCCACCGUGCUGCGUAAAGAGCGUGAAGAGGAGAGCGCGAAGAGGAGGGCGUGAAGAGGAGGGCAUGAAGGGGAGAGCGCGAAGAGGGGAGCGUGAAGAGGAGGGCGUGAAGAGGAGAGCGUGAAGAGGAGAGCGUGAAGGGGAGAGCGUGAAGAGGAGAGCGUGAAGAGGAGAGCGUGAAGAGGAGGGCGUGAAGAGGAGGGCGUGAAGAGGAGAGCGUUUCACCGCGCGUCGCGUCGCCCGAUGCAUUUCAGCCCGCGGAGCCAGGGGCUUGGACGAAUCGAGUGAGAAGCCGAAUCAGACUACGCCGAUGGGUUGCGUUAUUGACCGGUCGUCGGCAUGCGGGCUUGAUACGUCAAACCCACGACACACAAGGACCCGGCUCAAUCAUGCGCGGGUGAAUAUCCUGGAUUGCAAAGUCCCGGUGGUGCUGGCUGGCUCGGUGGCUCUGAUAUGGCCAUUGUGAAUUGUCUGAGCCACCCCCGAUAGCUAAGUUGUAAACGAACGCCGUGGCUCACUGGCAGCUGUUCGUUUCGUCGGAACUCGAAUCUGAAAUACAAUAGAAAAUCCUGACCGAGUGAAGGUCACAAA